Molecule: messenger RNA, 931 nt
Organism: Trichoplusia ni (cabbage looper)
Lineage: Eukaryota; Metazoa; Arthropoda; Insecta; Lepidoptera; Noctuidae
Gene: Adh
Product: 15-hydroxyprostaglandin dehydrogenase [NAD(+)]-like
Exons: 5
Coding region: 77-901 (274 amino acids)
Cellular component (GO): cytoplasm
Molecular function (GO): oxidoreductase activity, acting on the CH-OH group of donors, NAD or NADP as acceptor
Source: RefSeq, a predicted model, not a curated record
GCACAUUGUUUUGAUCAGUACGCCAACGACUUUAGUGUGAAUAGUAUUAUCUAGUAUGAAUUAAUUGUGUUUUAAAAUGGCUGCGAAGUUGGUGAAGCGGUAUUUGUGUGUGGAAGAUAAAGUGUUUUUGGUGACUGGGGGUGCGGCCGGCGUCGGUGCUGGGAUCGUGAGGGCUUUGCUCGCUGAAAAUGCUAGGCAUGUCGCCUUCCUCGACGUGGCGGACCGUGAAGGCUCUGCGCUGGAGUUGGAACUGCUAAACAAGUUCGGGGCUUUGAGAGCGAAGUUCAUAAAAUGCGACAUAGCUGACGACGCCCAACUGGCAGCCGCUUACAAACAAGUUGUGGACAAGUAUCGAAGACUUGAUGGGGUUAUCAACAACGCGGCGGUUCUGACUGUGGACGAAAAAACUUAUAAGCGGAUGGUUGAUAUUAAUUUUUCAGCGACAGUGUCCAGUACAAUGAAGGCUCUAGACAUAAUGGACGCCAAUAAAGGCGGUAAUGGCGGCACUAUCAUCAACAUAUCAUCGCUGUUGGCUCUCAACCUUGGCAGCCACCUACCUGUUUAUGCGGCCACCAAGACCGCUGUCUUGCAGUUUAGUAUAGCUAUGGGGACACAGAGCAAAGUUGCACAAAACAAAGUACGAGUUAUCACAGUGUGCCUCGGUCCAACAGACACGGCUAUCCUAAACAGGAACAACUUGGAGAACUUUGAUAAAGAUUCAACUGGGACCGUCGCAUCAAGAGUCCCCGUGAGGCAGAGGGUGGAAUCAGCUGUGGCAGGUAUUUUGGAAGCAAUCAGUGAAGGGAAGAGUGGAUCUACAUGGAUUGUGAAGAACGACCAACCAGCUUACGAUUAUACUGACAAAUUACUUGAAGCAUUCGAAAUUUUAUCUGAAUCUUAAAAUAAAGCUAUUAGUAUAGUUUAUUCCUGA